Molecule: messenger RNA, 2659 nt
Organism: Scheffersomyces coipomensis
Lineage: Eukaryota; Fungi; Ascomycota; Pichiomycetes; Serinales; Debaryomycetaceae
Exons: 1
Coding region: 399-2570 (723 amino acids)
Biological process (GO): ubiquitin-dependent endocytosis
Cellular component (GO): plasma membrane; cytosol; cytoplasm
Molecular function (GO): protein-macromolecule adaptor activity; ubiquitin protein ligase binding
Source: RefSeq, a predicted model, not a curated record
AAAAGGUCAGCAGCAGCUGAUUCACAGUCAUCUUUAAAGUGGUUUACCUUCUUCAUAUAAUUACGAAAGAACAGCUGGUGGGAUUAAACUGUUAUACGUACUAACUGCUUCUUGUCUUGGCUAAAGUGGUGUUGACACAAGUACCUUUUAUAUAAAGACUUGGAAAGUAGUACAAAACAAAGAUCAAAGUUUUGCAUUCUUUAACUAUAGCAAUUUUAGAAUCGAAAAAACUUUACAGUUAAAGGUUUAUGCCAAAUUUUUUAAUUAUAUUGAUUUCUUUUGUUGUUAUCACUGUUUAGGUUGUCUUGUGGUGUAUUCGAAUGAAUUUUACCCUUUGAAUCCAACAUUUCGUGUUGUUGCUUGUUUGCUUACCUACAUAUUCAUAUUACAUUCACUAAAUGUUUACUCAUAAUAAUAUCAAUCUUGCCUUGUUUGAAAUCAAACUAAAGUCUCCACAUAAGAACUUGGUCUUACUUAAAGGAAAUGAAUUCGAAGUGGAGAAUGUCCCCUUUGAAGGAAAUGUUAAAUUAUCCAUUCCAGAAGAUAUUCAUAUCAAGAAAAUCACUUUAAAUCUCAUCGGAGAAUUCAAUGUUCAAUACUUCAGAAGAGGAGAAUACGGUUCAAUCAUUGAUCAAGUAUAUGAACGAUUCUGUGUUUUAGAUGUUAAGUGGAAUAACUUAUUAACCAGUCCUGAUGGUGAGAUCUUAUUCGGAAAUUAUGGUGAUGAUGUUCUCCCUUAUUCCCAACUAUCAUCAUUGGAAUCAAAAUCAAAACAAAAAUUAAAAUCAAAAUCAAAAUCAACUUCACCCGAUAGACCAACUUACUUAAGAACAAAUUCUCAUCCUAAUAUAUCUCAAAUGAAUAAAACUAAUGGGAGUAACUCUUCAAUCAGUACUUCUGGUCCCAAUAAUGCUUCAUCAACUUCACUUUUAAAAGUACCUAAAAGUGGUAUAGACGGAACUCCAUUUGAAAAUCUUACUUUCAAUCCUCAGCAUUCAUUUCUUUUACCAAAGGGUAAUUACAAUCUCCCAUUUAAAAUUUACUUACCUACUAAUAUUUGUGAAACUGUUGAAGGUAUAGCAUGUGGGAAAAUGCAAUAUAAAAUGUUAUGUACUAUAUCAAGGGGAAAAUUUGAAAAACCAAUAUCAACUUCAAAAUAUAUAAGAAUUUUAAGAACUUUAAACCCUAUGAAUUUAAAUUUAAUUGAUUCAAUCGAUAUUGCUAAUGUUUGGCCUAAUAAAUUACAAUAUUUGGUUUCUUUAACCAAAAAGGGGGUCGCUAUUGGGUCAACUAUCCCCAUUAAUAUCAUCAUCGUACCUUUGGUGAAAGGUUUACGGUUAAAAGCCAUCAAUGCGUGUAUAGUAGAACAUUUCCAUGUAACUCAUGAAACCUCAAAAUCUCCCGAAUAUGAAUUGUUAGUAGGGAAGCAAACUUUAAAAGUUCUGAAUCAAGAUGAAUUAGGGGAUGAUAAAUGGGUUAUAAAAUCGUUAUUUAAAGUCCCUCAUAGUUUAAAUACUUUAGCUCAAAGUUGUGAAUUGAAAAAUAAUUAUAUCGAUAUUAAACAUAGAAUAAGAGUCUCGAUUCAAUUAAAGAAUAAAGAAGGUCAUAUUAGUGAAUUAAGAGCUAAUUUACCUAUUUGUGUUUAUGUCAGUGCUCAUGCUGGACAUGUGGUUGCUAAUCAUAAUACUAUUGAAGAGUAUGAUAGUUUUAUUCAACAAGAUAAACAAGUUGAGGAUAUUUUAUUUAAAAAGGAUCGUGAUUGGGAAAGAUCUAAUAAUUCAGGUCCACCUUCAAAUAGUGAUACUCCUAAUAUAUCUGAAGCAGAAGAAGAAGAUGAUGAUAAUGAUUUAGAUCGCGAAAAUGAAGCUCCACCACUAUAUCAACAACAUGUGUUUGAUAGAGUUUAUGAUAUGAAUUUACCUCAAACUCCUUUAGAACAAUUCCGAUCUCAAGAAAAUACUCCUGAUCAUUCUACUAAUAAUUCAACUACAAAUUUAACUAGUUAUUUCGAUGAUUACUUUCCUAUUCCAAGUUCAGGAGAUCAAAAGGCUCAAACUCCUCCACAUCCACUUGAUGUGGUUUCAUUGUGUAGAAUUCCAACUUAUGAGCAAGCCUUAUCUGAUGAUGAAGAUGAAGAACUUGUAUCACCAGCUCCAGAGUAUACCGAUGAUGAAUCUUAUGAAGGUGAUGAUAAUGAAGAUGAAGGUAAUACUAUAUCUCAUAAUGAUUUGUUAUACAUGAAACUAGCUAAAUUAAAAGCCAAUUCACCUUCAAAUUCAAAUGCAAGACCAAUAAUGCCCAAAUUAAAAUCAAUGGAUAGGAAUCAAUUCAGAUUAGGGGCAAGACAAGCAGGUAUCAAGUCCAUGCCUCAUUCUCCAUUGGCAAGAUCUCCCAUCAGAGGACAUGUUGAUAUAAUGUCAUCCAUUGAUGAUUGUGAUGGGGAUAAAGAAAAUAAUAAGCAUAAUAAUGACGAUUAUGACGACGACAGUAUUAAUACACCUAGUAAUUCAUCAUCAUCAUCUUCACAUCAUCAUUCCAUCUUCAGGAUUCCAAUUCCAAGAAGACAUUAAUAGACUAUAUACAUCCAUAUAGAUACAUACGUACACUUUAUAUACAUUUAUAGAAGUUUUAAUCCUAAUUUAUUUUAUAUACUGCAAAA